Messenger RNA from Manis javanica (Malayan pangolin), 3561 nucleotides. RefSeq lists its product as uncharacterized. NCBI's taxonomy places the organism in Eukaryota, Metazoa, Chordata, Mammalia, Pholidota, Manidae. The record is from RefSeq and is a predicted model, not a curated record.
AUGCACUUACCGUCCUCGGGAGUCGCGUUGAAACCGAUCGUGACCCGGGCGCGCAGGUCGCCUGCCUGCCCUUGCCGGAGGAACGCGCCUGGACGCAGCCAGCGCUGCGCGGUGGUGCCGGGGGGCGCACAGGCCCUCGGCCAUCGGCCCCACUUCCCCGGUCCCGCGCCGCGCCGCUCUCCUCCCGGCUCAGGCUUCCCUGGAUCGAAGACCGGUCCUCGCCAAAGAGUGGCCCGCAGGACCCUGCCUCCGCGUCCGCCACCAGCGCCGCGAUGGACCUUUGUCCCGGACGAAAAUGAAAGUGCGCUGGGCUGGGGGCGCCCACGCCCUGCCGCGGAGGUCCGGGCCGGCGCGCCUGCGACUUUCUCCAAGUUCACGUGCAUCCCCGGGCAGGCGGGAGGGUGCCGCGGGCCCGAACUUGCAGAGCCGGGCGUCGGCGCGCGGCGGGCUGCGGGAGGACUGCGCGGCCGGCGGCGCGGGCCCGGGCACAAUGGGCGCCGCCGGCGGGCGCGGGGACAACGCGGGCCCGGCCGCCGAGCGGCCGCUAGUCUGGCGGGUCCCGGGCGCCGAAUGCGGCGGCGGCGGCUUGGCACAGACGCGCCGCGCGCCCGGUGCAUGCUAAUGGCCGGCGGCCGCGCCAUGAAUUAUUCAGCAGCGGCGCGGAGACGGCGAGCGCGGCGCGGAGGGCGGCCCGGCCGCGCGUCCCCCGCCACUGCGAAGCGGCCGCGGCGACUUCCCAAACUUUCCCUGGUCGGCACCGAGGAUGCGGCCCCCGCGGCGCCUCCGUCCCCGCCCGAGCGCGCCGGCCGUGCUUCCCACGUUGCCGCCUAUUUUAUGUCUUUUGUCUUGGAGUUGGCACCUGUCCCAGAGAGCGCGUUUCCCUGCCCACCCCUUCGCCGCCGGAUCAGGGCGGGGGAGGGGGUACAAGGGACCCGGAGAGGAGGGGACAGGGGUUGGGGAGAGCAAGGCGCUAAGGGCCCUGCAGCCAGAGACCGCCCGGGGGAGGUGGCCGUGCCCGUGCGCCCGGGCGCCCCUGUUCCGCAGGGAGGUCAGGGCUUCAGCUGUGCCCGGAAUACCAACGAGGCCUCGCGGGGCCCCCGGCCUUGCCCACUGCGGGCGAGGACCGGGCGCGGCCCCUCCGACUCCCCCUUCGCUGCGCACCCUCCUCCCGGGCCGGCGCGCGCGGGCGGGGCGGGCGGCGCGAGCAGCGGAUUCGCCGCCCGGGCCCCGCGCCUCUCCCCGCAGCCUCGCGUGCGCGUCCCCGCGGGCACGCCGCCCCGGGCGGUCCCCGCCCGCGCGCCCGCGGCCCCGCCCGCAUCCCCGCUCGGGGCUGGGGGCACCGCACAGCGAGGACCCCUCCAUUUCCCGCCUUGCGCCCUGCGACCCGCGCACCCAAGGGAGGCGAGCAGGCGCGAGCUCCGGCCCGGGCCCGCCCCCGCCGCCCUGGCACCGAGGUGGCUGCCGGAGCGCGCUCGGCAGCUGCGCUCGGAGGAGCCGGCUGCCAUGAUUGCGGGCAGCGGGGCGCGCGCGCUCGCUCGGGCCCGGCUCGGACCGACGGUCCCUGGCCUGCCUGCAGUCCCGUGCGCGCCGCGGACAGAGGCUGCGGUCGCCGGGCUUGACCCUGCAGGGGCUAGUAAACAACUUCCUGAUCCCGGCCCAGGGCGCUGCAGCUGCGGGGAGAAGUUCUAGGCCGCAGCUUUGCUCUCACGGAGCAGCACGACUACAGUGCUGCCCCGACCGCGCGGUUCCCUCCCGCGCCCCCUCCCGGGGGUCGCAAGCGGCCAGGCUCCAGUGUCCAACACUAGUUAGAAUGCCAAGGAGGCCUCAGCAGCCCUUCCUGCCAGGUCCACAGGGGCGCCUGGGUGGCUUUCCCGCAGAGGGGCCUGGGUCUCUGGCAUUCAGGGAAUGCCGACACCGGGGCGUUAUGCUCAGACCCCCUCCCUCUGCCCGGGUGCCCUCGAUCAGAGCCAGAUGGACCUGGCUGUCCCCGGACGCCCAUGAAGGCGCCUGAGAGAAAAAAGGCGUCCUGGGCCCCACCCCAAUGUCUCUCUGUGCCUCUCUUCCCCCGACCCCCCCAGCAGGCCUUGGCAUUCUAACCAGUGUCCCUUGACGUCACAUCUCGCCAUUUCUGUCAACCAAUUGAAACUUGCCCGUCGUCAUAAAAAUAUAUAUACUUUUUAUGCCAUUGGUAAAUUCAAAAGUUCCUCCUGUGCCCGGCUUCCCAGGAAACUCCAUUCCACCUUAGAUUGCCCUGCCCAGGAAGAGGAACUGGCCACCCGGGCAAGGCUGGGCUGGGGUAGCCCGAGCAGGUCUGCCAGGGCCUCUGCUGCCUCCUGACCCUCCUUGGAGGCUCCCUAGACCCCCAUGACCUUGCCCUUGAAUUGUGCUAGACACCCACCCACUCAUUGCCACCACUCUAGGACAUGCACAAUUCGGGGAAGAGGAAGAGAGGGGAGGGAGAAAAAAAACAGGAUAUAUUAAGAAAUCUUCCACAUUGGCCUUCCUGGGUGUUAGGAUCUUACUGUGGCCUCUUCUUCCUAGGAAUAGUUUUGGUUUUUUUCAUGAGAAAAUUUAGUUUUAUAAAAUGGAGCAGCAAUGUUUUCCGGUUAAUCUUUUCACUGAAAUCCUGACCAACUUUCACUUUCCAUAGCUGCUGACAACGCUCAGCGACAGCCCAAGCAGGGGUGAUUUCACAGUGGGGUGAGUUUCACUCCUGCCGUGAGGAAGGUCCAGGGUGGCCCUCCCAACCUCAAGGACUAUGGGGUGAGAGACGAGACGCAGGAAGCCCAGGAACUCCACAUUCCUCCUUGCUCAGAAAACAAGGGCCCUCUCUGCAACCAAAGAGUUGGGGAAGCUGUGCUCACGUUCCAGCAUUAGGGCAGGGAGAGAUGGUUGUCUCCCUUGCCUAUCACAGUCCUUUAUAAUUUUCUUCACUAUUAUAAUUCCCAGGCCCAAGCAGGAUGUGUGGAAUAAGAGAACACAUUCCCAGGAGAUGAUAAGGUGCUGUACCAAAAAGCCACACAGGUUCCUCUAUAACCCAUCCUGCUUGCCCACACCACGAGUCCAGCCACUGACUGCCAUGAUGGUGCCCCAUCUUCACCUAAGGUUCAACUACUUUAAAAAACGUAUUAAAGACACUCUGUGGUUGAACCACUUUGGGGGCCUCCCAACAAAAACACUUUCAGACAGUGGACUCAGUGCAGAGAUCUCAACAGCAUAAAGUAUCAGGCCCUUUUAAUACCAAAUCUUGUUUUUACAAAAUAAUGAGCAAGCUCAGUAACAACAGAACGGGGAUUUUGAAAACAAAACAAAUAUAUGGUGACUAUUCCAUAUAAAACUGGUCCCAAGUGCAAACUGUAGACAUGCUGCAUGCCUUUGAGAUACAUUCACACACACAUGCAUCUGACAACCGUGCUAUAAUCUAUUUAUAAUCACUUUCCUAAACACUAAAUAUUAUAACUGAUGUGAUAUAUGUUUUGUGAUUAAAUGGGUGGAUUAAAACACUGCACUUAAAAAGCCACAAAAAAAAAAAAAGAGAUUAUCUUCCAUUAUGCCACUUAC